Molecule: messenger RNA, 1281 nt
Organism: Aspergillus nidulans FGSC A4
Lineage: Eukaryota; Fungi; Ascomycota; Eurotiomycetes; Eurotiales; Aspergillaceae
Exons: 3
Coding region: 1-1281 (426 amino acids)
Molecular function (GO): FAD binding
Source: RefSeq, a predicted model, not a curated record
AUGCCCAUCCCAGUUGCAGAGAAACAAUUUCGGCACGAGUCGGGGAAGCUGAAGAUUGUCGUGGUCGGCGCCGGCCUAGCAGGCGUCGGCGCGACGAUAGCGUGUCUCCUCGCCGGUCACGACGUCCAUCUGCUCGAAUCCGCAAAAGAAAUCGGGGAGAUCGGGGCCGGUAUCCAGAUCCUUCCUAAUUCCUCUCGCGUUCUACAGCACUGGGGUCUCGAGAAAGCGUUGAUGAAACAUGCGACGGUCCCAAGGUUUUGCAACUUUCUCGGCUGGAAGGGGAAUCUAAUCUCGUCCCUUGACUUUAAGGCGUCUGAGGCGCAGUAUCCAGGGACGUGGUAUCGAGACUUUCAUCGCGCGGAUCUACAUAGAUGUCUGGUAGAAAGAGCAGUCGAGCUGGACGCGGUGUUAUCGUGCAACACGCGCAUCAUCAACGUCAUCCCGAGCGAAGAUGGAACCACAUCGACAGCUAUUGCUGCGGACGGAAGACAAUUUACGGGUGAUCUAGUGAUUGGGUGCGAUGGAGUGUUCAGCAAGCUCACCGAGUCGUUACUGCAAAGACCAGAGCCGCCACUCAAGACGGGCGAUCUUGCCUAUAGACUGCUGUUAGACACUGACGAGAUGCUCAAGGACCCAGAGCUGAGAUCGUUCGUCACGGAUCCACAGGUCAACUACUGGCUUGGGCCGGAUAAGCACGCGGUGAACUAUGUUUUGCGAGGAGGAAAGCUUUUCAACAUGGUCCUGCUCGUGCCGGACGACAUUCCUGAAGAUUCACUGGCGACAACGGUGGAGGGCAAUGUCGAGGAGAUGUGUUCUCUGUUCGAGGGCUGGGAUCCCAAUACGAUCGUUAACAGUUGCAGCGCCGGAAUGGCCUUCGAAGACGGUGCGGUCCUCGGCGAAGUCCUAUCCCGUCUCCCCAACGACCCCUUCAUCAGCAAGACCUCGCCUGAAUACCUGGCUGAGAAACGUCAUGCCCUGGCCGUCUUCGAGAAAUGCCGCAAAGAACGUACGCAAAUGGUCGUCAAGCGGGGAAACACUCAGCAGUACUUGUAUCAUCUCCACGACGGGCCGGAGCAGGAGGACCGGGAUCGAAAGAUGCAAAUGGUGCCAACGCCAGAGGGAGAGUGUUUAGCCUGGAGGGAUCCGGGGCUUGCUCCGAAGCUGCUGGGGUAUGAUCAUAUUGCAGAUGUGAGCGAGAAGAUGAUACACUGCCAUGGAGAGAACAUACUGACGGGUGCAGGUGAACCGCAACUGGAACGCAGUUACCCAGACAGCAGUUGA